UCUAGUCAUUCCACUGUCUACCACUCGUCCCAUCACUACACAGAAAUCAUAGAGACAAUGAUGGCUGGAGGAAUAGUUCGUGGGGCGGCCGCACUGGUGCUGGUGGCGCUCGUGGUUGCCCAGUUUACAAUGGCUGACCCGCAAGGCUUAGAUGACGAUGAAAGACUUAUUGAUUUACCGGACAAUGGCUGCAGUGCCCUCUGUUCCAAGAUCUACAGGCCUGUGUGUGGGUCGAAUGGCGUGACCUACAGUAACCAGUGCCGCUUGGAGUAUGCCCAGUGCCUCGGUAACCCUGUAAAGAAAGUUCAUAAUGGCCCCUGUGCUGAUAAGGACGAUGAUGUUGAUAACGGACUGCUGCUGGCACUGUUAUAUGGAAGGCAUAGACAUGUGGCAACUCUGGCAGCCGAAGGUAUAAAAGGGACCGAGGCCUCUGUGGCACCUUCAGUACCCCAUCAGCCAGGUCGUAGGUACCAUCGCUCCACCAGGACCAUGGCCAGACUAGUUCCUCUGGUGGCCGCUGUACCGCUGGUGGCGCUGCUGCUCCUCCUCCCACACUUCAAUAUGGCCGCCGAGGGUGAUGAGUGCCCCACUGCGUGUCCUGAGGACUACACGCCCGUGUGUGGCACUAAUGGUGCCACCUAUAGCAACCUGUGUAGCCUGGAGAGUGCCAAGUGCAAGGACAAGACCAUUGAUCUGGCCUACGGCGGUCAGUGUGAGAAGGACAACUCCUCAGAGGAAAAUUUCUUUAACUGACGGCAACGGAGCAGGAACAUCGAGCCCAAACGCUACGGAACACCACUAAUAGUUACCAUUCAAACAACAAGACUGUCCUGGUUAGCAGCGCAUUCAAUUAUACCUAACAAGUUUUGUACUAAAUAUUCUAAUUAU
This is a messenger RNA of Procambarus clarkii (red swamp crayfish), 888 nucleotides long. NCBI's taxonomy places the organism in Eukaryota, Metazoa, Arthropoda, Malacostraca, Decapoda, Cambaridae. The record is from RefSeq and is a predicted model, not a curated record.